AGUUCCGUAUCUGUGUGAGUUAUUGGUUGAAUGGAGCCGGGAGAUCGAUUCUCCAUUGGGUUUCAAAUAGUCUGGUGGGCGAGAAAAACGAAAUGGAAAUUCCGUAAGUUGCAAAGUAGACAUCAAAAUGGAUUUCCUGCUCAAGCUUGAGGAUGAAGAGGAGCGGUUCCAGCGUGCCGAGGGCGAAAUAGGCACGAAGACUGAAGCAGCCGCCACAGCAGGCGAGACCCCCGACAGUGCACUCGCCGUUGCAGCACGUGGUGGCGGAGCUCCAGCUGCAACGUCGCCCACGACAGCGUCGACCGGCUUUGAGCACCAGCAGAAGGAGAGAAAUGGUGCUAAAAAUGCAGGAGCAAGCGGCCCUAGCAAAUCGUCCGCGUCCUCCACGGGUUUUCAGGGGGAUCCGGUGCCAAAAAUCCGUGCGGUGUUCGACCGAAUAACAGAGCGCGUGGACGCCAUGCACGCUUUGACAGCGGCGGACGAGGAGAAAGAGAACGCAUCAAUAGUGACCGGCAUAACUUCUUCUACGGGAGGUCAUGUUGGUAUACAACAAGAACAGGGCGACGCUGGCGCAGAGGAUGACGGAAAAAUCAGCAAGAAUACCGCUGAAGAAGUUGUCGACGACCAGGAGUCCCCAGGCGCCGGCACCGACCAAGUGGCACGGCGGAGUCAGAGCAACUUCUACUUUCUCUCCGACGCGGACAUCAUGGCACAACUGCUCGGAUCCGCCAACGACGAUGUUGAGGUCGUUGUACCGGAGGAACGGAACAAGAACCCUGCUUGUGCUCCCACAGCAUCAAGAGCUGCAGCGGCAACAGAAGAUGGUGCUACAGGUCCGGAUGAUCUCAGUCUCGCUGAUGGCAAUGAAGAUGGUUUAGCUAGUACGGAACCCAUUCCCCUCGCGUCCCCCAUGGCUUCCUCCACGAAAAGCGCAGACGACCAUUUGAUUCCACGACACUGUGCGCAUUUUUUGGACAAGCUCUGCUUCUUCUCCUACUUACCGGAGAAAAUCAAAAAAGCGUUGCUCCAAGAACAAAUCAAGGACCUGCCGAUGGGAAGGAAAUUCACGCUGCACUCUGAAGAGGUAGAAGAAUUUAAUUUGUUAUUGUUUUUGAUAGCUAGAAGAUCCACUGUUCUACAUGGAGAAGGAGAACGAGAAAGAUGCAUGCUGUUGGCGAUAAUGAAGCAAGUACAAAAUAAAUGGCCAAGAAGAACACGACGCAAGAACUUGAAGUUCUUGCGUCGUGUUUUCAGGACGUUUAUAAAAACCAUUAUGCAUCUUUGUAUUUCCGGGUUUUGUGCAGUUUUACAAAGUGAAAGAAAACACAAGCACCACAAAACAGCCCUUAGGAGGUAUGCUUUUCAGCACCCCUUAGUAUAGGUGCCCUUCCUGCACUGCAUGGGGGAACCUUUUUCCCAUGGGGGCCUACUUUUCCUGCCUCUUUUCAUCCCCCUUGUGUUAGGUGGGGUCUCCAUCAGCGACCGCCCUUCUCUGCUCUAUCUCGUCCUCAUUUAGAAUCUACCUCCACAGCAAACCACUAGUAAGGUCGACUGCGUAGUGCCAGUGCGCCCGUGGAACGCACAUCGUUGAAAAUGUUUCACGAUGGUGCUGCGCGCUUUCCACAGCUCAGAUUUAUAGAAGCCAAUUCUUUGCGUGAAUGCUACAGAGGAGCGAGAAAGCGAACGCAAGAUCGCUCCCGGGUUUGCUUCGGAUUUGCAAAAUAUUUUGCAAAUAUUUUGCAAAGCGCCCGACUUUUUCGGGUGCUUUUUCGGCGCUAAGAUAUCGACCAUUACAGGUCGGCGCUAGCUGUCAGGAAAUAGCAAAAUGUUUGCAAAAUAUUUACAAAAUAUUUGCAAACCCGGGACAAAUCCGGCGCAAACCCGGAAGCGGUCAUUUUGGCCGAAAUGUGAUGACACGAAAAUCCCAAAAACCUGGGAGAGUCGGAGUCUAGCUCCUUUGCGAAUUGAAUUCGAAAAGGAGCUAGACUCCGGCUCUCGUGUACCAGCAUCAAGGCGAAAGUGUCUGGGUCUGAGAGGAUCCAAAAUUGUCAUCCUAAGUCUGAAUUUUACAAAAAAGCGAGCCCCAUGAACCGAAGAAGCUGCCCGAUUUCUUGCCAGACAAGUUUUGUCUGUUGAAAGGCCAGCGAGCUCCUGCAAAAUCAAUCUGCGAUACUUCGGCGGGUAUUCCGAGGCAUCGCUGAGGUUUUGUUCGUCUGAAAAGGCAUCGCCUGACUCGGUUGAUUGUUUAUUUGAUUUCGCUCGUAGAUUAGGGCGCUGAUUUGUAAAAUUGAACAAAACCCGGAAACGUUUAUUUGUAUAAUGGUUUUUAGGUGUAGAGAACUUCUCCUGAGUCUAAAAUUUCAGGUUCUACCGAACUUUGUGUACCAAUUUGUCCUCUACAAGCACAGUGAGAAGCAGGUCCGCAUGGGGUGGAACUGGCUGUACCGCAACUACGACAAGAUCUGCCGGACCAAGGACAAGUCCUCGCAACUUCCGCAUUGGCUCGUCCCGUAUUUCAAAGCUGGAAGCUUGGCAGGAUCCUCCGUCACUUCCUCAACACCAUCGACAACGAUAAUAAACCCCGUGACCAAGCUGAACUCGCUGCUGGAGAAGCUUAACAGCUGGUGGUACGACCGGGACCGGGAGCUGGAAUGCUUCCUGCACGAAAUCAAAUUGCAGCUGACGAUGCACCUGCGCAACCUGGAGCAGACGCGACUCCUGGAACGGGAACGGGAGAAACAGAAGGGGAGUUUUUAUCCAGGAGCCACGGGUAUUGUUUGUUCUUUCAUCGAGCACAGCACCUAGGACGUCGUCGGUGGGCAGCUUCAGAUUUACGUUUAGUGUUUUCAGCAUCAUAAAAGAUCGCAUUGCCAUCUUUCGUAUGUUUGUAAUGAACAAGAGGAGUAGAAGUGACAAAUUUGAACUCCAACCUCCACCAGAUCCGACCAAUACCGCCGGCACAGCAGCGAUCCCAAUUGACAGCGAUCCGGAGUUGAGUCCCGACUCGCUACGCCGCCAAGAGGAGGCGGAGCAGGUUCUGCAGGCCAUCCUGCAGCAGCAGCGCAAUAGCUGGAUGGCGAGAAAAUCAACUGGCUCUCCAACAACUUCCUCUAAAGACCAACCAUUGUCACCAAUCCAGCUGCUGGAGCAAAACGGUGGCGCUUCCGCUAGUAAAAAGAAGACGGUGCGCAUUCAGCUGGAGGAAAGCGAUAUGGGAGUGUCAGGUUUGAAAUCGACAAAGUUGAAAUAAUUUGUCAUGCAUAAAAUGGAUGCCCAUGCCAGUUAGACCUGCAGUUUGUAGUCGGUGCAUGACAAAUUUUCCCGGUCCUGGAAGCGAGUCUGUCAUGCGGUUUAGGGCAAAAGAGCUGCCUUCUGUCAUGCUAGUCAGCAGUCCAACUUUUGACCCUUACCAGGACUAUAAUCUGCCUCCCUUGCGUCCUUUGCAAUGGAGUCACUUUUUGCAUCGCAUUUUAUGCAAGGACGCUGUAUGGCUGCGACCUGUGUGGCAAAUGCUGUCCUUAACCCGCCGAGCGAAGUCGGUAACUUUGGCGCUUUUCGACAGGAGACUUCGGCAUAAUCGCGUGGACAGCGCGGCGGGUUUAGCACUCUGACUCAAAAAGUUCUCGAAGUUCCAAACUGUUUUUGAUCCUCGGCAGUCCCGCGCAGGAAGCUCAGCGCAGAGCGCUCACAUGCAUGACAAACUCGGACCUCGCUUGCGGUUUCUCGGUACUUCUUUCUCGAACCUGAUCUACGGCACUCCUGUGUCUCCGGAGUGCCCGACGUCGGUCGUUUGUUUUUCGGAAAGCUCGACUCUUCGGUCUUGACGCGGUGGGUCCUUCUCGAUCUUGACCUACUAGCACAGCCUGCGCAGAGCGCUCACGUGAAAGAAAAGCUCGUAUCUCAUUUUCGGUUUCUCGUUUUCGGAGUGCUCGACUCUCCGUCCUUGACUCGGUAGCUCCUUCUCGAUCCAGAUCUACGGCAAUCCGGUGCAGCACGCUCAUACGUAAACUCGCAUCUCGCUAUCGAUCUUUCGUUUUCGGAGCGCUUGGUCACCCCGGGCAAAAACAAACGAGAUAAAGUCCAAGAUGGGCGUCGCUAUAAUCCGGGACUAGGGUCUGCAGCUACCGGCGGAUCGAUCCAGGGCAAGCACGGCGAAGGUUCUUAACCCUGCCCUUCGGGGGGGGGCGUGCCGCAGGUUUUGUCAAUCUCGUGACAGAGCGGUCCUGACGGAGCGCCCACUCACUCGACUCGAUCCGAUCUCUGCGAACUCUCGCAGAGGCUCGCUGUCCCUGUCGUCAUGGUGCUCAUCCUCGAUCCGUAGCCAGUCGGGGACUGUCCACGCCUCCAACCCCGUCUCAUCACCACACCAUCGACGUUUAGCAGAUGGUCGUCAACGUCUCGGCGCUAUGGCGAGUGCGAUAACCCGCGGCACCCGACCGCUGAGAACGACGCGCUGUGCUUAGAGCGGCAUCUCUCUCUACAAUUACGUCCCGGCCUCAGCGGCGCCCUGCUCUCUGCACGACGUCCUCGUGCUUGCAUUCAUCCGCGCAAGAGCCUUCAGCCACCUGCGGCUACACGCGCGCGGGCACCACUAUGUAACUACCAAUUGACAGAUGAACUGAGACAGGUGGUAGUAGCGCCUCGGCUGUCCCUGAUAUUUUGCCUUUGUUGGCGGGACCGCCUUUUCCUCUUUAUCGCCCUCGGGGCGUCUGGCCUUUGCAUCGUUUGUAUUCUGCGGUCCUGCUGUGAUUUUGUGUUGGUCAUGACACUGAUACAAUGCGUCAAAGGCCGUUGAGGCUGCCAGUUCUCUCGGCCCGCUCUCAUCUGUCAAAACUUUUCCUGGUGCCCCGAGCCCCAGCAUAUCUGCGGCGAUUAUACUCUCUGGCGACACCUGACUGCGCGGCGUUAGGUGCAUUAACCCGGACCUGCACCUCCUAAUUUUACCGGACCUUUCUAAACCUCAUCGCAGACUGUAUUUGUGCCUGCGGUGGCCGUUGGGUUCCGAAUAGCAAAUUUUCGUAUGCAUGGAGUCAGCUGCAGGCUGCUGCUUCCUUAUAGCAGUUUGCCUGGUAGGCUCCUGCACAGUCCGUGAGCGCAAUGAGUUGGUACGUUGGCGAACGUUAAACGUACUCUGUUGGCAAUAAGUUGGUUUGUUGGCGAAAAGUAAGGUUUGUUGGCGAACAAUAAACGCAUCCGUUGGCGCAAUGUAAGGAUCGUUGGCGAACGUUAAACGUACUCAGUGGGCGAAAAGUUGGACUUGUUGGCGAAAAGUAUGGUUUGUUGGCGCAAAGUAAGGAUCGUUGGCGAACGCUAAACGCAUGUUGGCGAAGUGAGGACUGUGUGCGAAAGUAAGGAAAAGUUGGCGUAAGUGGGAUCAUGUGCCCGAGGAUGAUGGUGAUGGCUUCGGUCCGCCUGACUCCACGACCUGGUGGCCGAACCAUCUGCGGUGAGGUGCCCUUACAGGUUGUGUUGUGGUUUCGGUCGGUUUAGCAUGACAAAUCAUUUCAACUUUGUCGAUUUGUCGAUUUCAACUCUGACACAUCCAUAAGCGAGACCGGGACCGGCGGGACCUCGUUCAUCGUGUCACCUGAUCUAUGCAUGGCAAAAGCUUAACAAGCUGCAUGGUAGAUCGUGUAAGUGUACUGGAAUAAUGCUCGGAUGAGGAAUUUUGCUUAUGAAAUUUGUGGUGCAGAUUAAGCUAGUGAAAAAAUAAAAAGCAGCAGAGCUGGCAUCGAUCCAGGAACAGCGUUUACCUUUACACGCUUAGUGCGAUGCUUUUGCACAGGAUUUGACCAGGAACUCAGCAACUUUCAUCAAGAGUUGUUCAACUACAACCGGGAGGGGAUUCAUGCCCACGAGCAGUCCGUCACGUCCGGUGAGGAAAGCGGUGGACAAAGCUCCACGUUGCAGCAGCCCGAUGGUAUUAAACCAGGAACGAAGUCGAUUUUGCGUUCCGCAACGGGGUUGAGUAACGCUUCGUCUAGUACAAAUGGAGGAAAAUCAUCAUCCUCGAGUACUGCUGCCAGCAACUUCCUCGCGACCCGAGGAGCAACUUCUACUUCUGCAGCGGCUGGGAGUGCUGUCGGUAACCAGCCACAGAACGCGUCGCUGAAGCUUUCUUUGCUGCAGAGUGCGAAGGGUACAUCAAAAAGCAGCUCGUCCAGACAAGUCGAUCCGGACCGCAGCCUCGGGAAAAUGUACAAGGAAUUUCGGAAGAUGCAGUCCGAUCUGGAGUCCGCCUUUGUGCACAACCAAAAGCCGGGCGCGAAUCCGACAAGCACGCGGAACCACGGCUCGUCAGCAGCUGCAAGGGCGGCGCUGCACAGUGGAGCGAGUACUAGUUCUAGUUCUACAACUGCAUUGAACAAGGGCAAGGGAAAGCACGGUAAAAAUCCGAAGCAAGAUCAACAUUUGACGCCGGCGGAGCAGAUUUUGUUGGCGCAAGACCCGAGUCUCGUCGAGCGGGACCAGUCGAGUUACUGCGGCGUGCAGCUAGAGCUGGCGGAGCAGAGUCCGAGCCCGACCGCGAAAUUUCUUGGCACCAUGAUCGGUGGUCAGCACCAGAGCCCGAGCCCCAGUCGCAAGCGGUCCCAGGACUUGCGGCGGAAGGCGGCGCUGAACACGAACCAGGAAUUUCAAACCGCCUCCAUCCCGGAACGGAUCCAGGCGCGGGCGGUGAAAGCGCAACAGUACCUGAAACAGCAGCGCAGCAACCAUCCGAACAGCGGCACCACGAAGUUGCUGAAACAAUCACCGUUGCUGAAGGGGUCGCCGCUGCUGCAGUACGGUGGGAUGUUGAACAACUCGCCGGGGGAGAGCCACUAUCCUGUGCAAAAGUAUCGCACUCGUAGUAAUUGCGUUUAUGCAUUACAAAUAUCUUUUUCAACGUAAAUCACCAUUACAAACUCAAUUUGUAAUGCUGCGGGAAUUUGUAAUGCAAUGCUAGUACGAUACUUUUGCAUUGCAUAGCCACCAUCUGUUUGGCCUCGCCGGGGUUGGCACGUACGGAACGAGUCCCGGGUCGGAGGAUCAAGUAUGGAGUGCAAACAUGAUGGCCAGGUAGUCUGGGAAACUGGAGCUUGACAUGCUGGUUGUCUGGCAGUUCUGCAAGGUCUGAUUCUGAACUGCUUGAUGAACAACGAUAAAAGCGCAGGAGCGUGCUUCGCCGUGCAAAAGAAAACGCAAGCUGUAAAAAUGCGCAGUGUGCAGCAGAAAUUGGCCUGAAAGCUUGUCAUGAUGCUUGGCUGCUGCUGCACAUGCCACACUUACAGUUGUUCCAGCCAACAUCAUGCCCAAAUUUCACAUUCGAGGUUUUGAGACUCAGAGUUACACAUGUUUGCACUUGAUACCUGGAGGACUUUUACGAGUCGCAGGCCAGGCUAGUCGCGGACGAAGAAGUGCGAAGUUUUGUCGACGACUUGAUCGUAUCCUGUGCGAAAGUACUAUCGCGCUAGUAGCAAUUGCGUGGUAGAAUACCUCCCCAGUAAGAGAAACUGAAACGGAGUUUGUGAUGCUAAACUAAUUUGGGGAACCAGGUUUGUUAUGCAUGAAGUACAAGUGCGAAGAUACUUUUGUGAUGCAUAGACCGAAAAGAAGUACAACAACGUGCAGCGGACCUUUGACACGUUUCACGCCGCAACCCUGAGCAUCUCCGCAGAUAUGGCGUUCUCAACUGUUACAUUCUCAACUGUUGCAUGCUUUGCCAUGCAAAAUCACAAUCAGAAUCGAUGCGAUUGCGAUCAAGCUGCCUAGCAUGACAAAUUCCCAGAGGACUAAGCAGGCUGAUACUCUUUGC
Molecule: messenger RNA, 7795 nt
Organism: Amoebophrya sp. A120
Lineage: Eukaryota; Dinophyceae; Syndiniales; Amoebophryaceae
Source: the annotation of a GenBank genome assembly